AUGAGCGACCCAAACCGGGUCCUGGAACCCCUCGGGGAUGUGCUGCCAAUCGUGCUACGCCGACUGGAUGUUCGCACCCUUGCAGCGGCUUCGACUGUUUGCCGGAGCUGGUCUGAGUCAUCAGAAACUUCAUGGCAGCAGGUUUUCCGGCUGAAAUGGCAGGAUUCCAUGUUUGAACUGCGGCAGGUGAGGCCAUCAUGGCGAUUGAGCUGUUCUUCCAGGGCCAUGGCACGUCGAGCAGAUUUGCAAGUCGUUGCCGGCACCUGGCACUUGAUGGGUACAGUGAGGGACAGCAAGGGAGAGAUGUCCACUGAAGCAUAUUGCUUCUUUGCCAGUGGAAGCCUAACCAUGCAGGGAGAGGCAGUCCAUCGCAGACAGGACUCAAAUGGUCAUCGUGUGAUUCUUCAUGGAAAUUGGCAGGGAAAUCUCUGUGCAGACAUCGUUGCGCUUGGCGGCAAGCGAAAAUGGUGCCUGGCGUGGAAGGAGAAGAUCCAAGAGGUGCCAGGUGCCUAUCAUUACGCGCUGAGCUCAAAUACUUGCGCAUGCCACUCUCAGGUUGUCCGAGGCGAAUUCAGAUGGCUUGGCAGAGUGCGCGGAACCUUUGACUACGUGAUGGAACGCUUUUGUGACUGCCAAAGCGACAAAAUGCGCCACCAGCAGACUGUUGCGCGGAGACGAUGUUGA
Effrenium voratum is the source of this 684-nucleotide messenger RNA. The record is from the annotation of a GenBank genome assembly. NCBI's taxonomy places the organism in Eukaryota, Dinophyceae, Suessiales, Symbiodiniaceae.